Molecule: messenger RNA, 5073 nt
Organism: Durusdinium trenchii
Lineage: Eukaryota; Dinophyceae; Suessiales; Symbiodiniaceae
Source: the annotation of a GenBank genome assembly
AUGGAGAUCUUCGACCUGACGCAGGACGACUCUCCUGAGGAGCUGAUGGCGGAGGAGGAUGAUGAUUUAGGCCUACAGGUGAUGGCCAUCCGGGAGUGCGAUGAGGAUCCGGAUGAGAUGGAAGAGAUCUUCUACGAGUGCCAGAGUGGCGAUGAGAGCGCGCCGACAAGGACUUCAUCGAUGGAGAACACAGGAAGUGAUGCCCUGCGAGCCCAAUCCGAAGAUGUCACGGGCCAAAUUCAGAAUGUGUGCAUGGUGAGGGACGAGACUCCCAACGUCGUGAUGACGCUUGACUCGGGAGCGGAUGUGUCAGUGGCACCAGAGCAGUACUACGCCCUGGGACUACCUGGUCAGCAACGUUCCGUUUGCAUGAUGGAUGCUCAAGGAGGUGCAAUCAAGAGCGCUGGAAAUAGGCGACUUCGACUUCAAGCCUACACCAGAGCAGGCGAGAUGGUGGAGUUCGUGGAACAGUUUGCGCUGGGUGUAGGUGUGACACACCCCUUGAUGAGUUUCGGACGGUUGCUCAAGCAGGGCUGGGUACUAUCUCGAGACAGCCAAGGUCUCUAUGUGGAGCACAAGGAGAAGGGUUUGAUGAUCCCAGCUCGGCUUGAGCGGAAUUCGUUGGUCAUGGAUGUGAGAGUUUGUGCAGUCCGAGCUGAGGACAAUGAGAUGCAAGAGAUGGAGGCCAUGGUUUCGAAUGAUAGAGACAGCCGUGAGAAUGCCCUGAAGCUGGCAGCGGAAACCCAUUUCGUGGAUAGAGGAGUGAAGAGAAGUGUUGAGGAGAAAGAGGAGGACAAGAAGAAUGAGGAAGAAGACCAGCAGAUGCUGGCCUUGAUGCAGGAACUGUCUCAACAGGUGGAGCCAGAUGCCUCAGCAGAUCGUGUCGAGGAAGCCCCUGCGAAGAAGCUGAAAGGUGAAGAGGUUGAGGAUAGCCAGAGAUCGCCGGGCUAUACUACAGAAGAGUCUGGAGAUGUCAUUGUGGAAGCCAGCAGCAGUGAAGAUGGAAGAGUGCAAGCUCGCAUGGCAAGGUGGCAGAAUUGGAAACUACGGACAGGCAUGGUGAAGGAGGAGCCCAUGGAGCUAUCUGACAGCCCAGUGGCAGAGGUGACGGACGACAAUCGGGUGUUUCCUGUCCGAAGAGAAGCAGCAAGUUUGUACGGGUUCAUCUCGAGAGAACUGGCGUUGCUGGAAAGGAUGCCUGGCUGGCAUGCUCUACCCAAUGGCAUCGUUGUCCACUCCAGUCCACAAGCAACUCAUUUUCUGGACCCCAGUCUCUCCUUUGGUCCAGAGUGGUGUGGACGGAUGACAUUGUUGAAGAAGAAGGACAACAGUGGAGCAUGGGAGCAGGUGGAGAGCUUGGCAAACUAUGUGGACACCCCGUUGCCCUAUCGACCACUGCCAGGAGGACCUCGUGCAGCUUUGACAUUCGUUGCACCGGGGUUGAUCCGUGACUACUUCGUGAUCAGCUCGGAGGUCCCAGUGAGCCAGUAUCCCUUGUUGAGCGGGGAGCCAUCCUCGUGGCCGGACGAUGAGAGGGAUGAAGAAGGAGGUGAAUUGCCAAUGCUGGCCGCUGGAAGUGGCGGACGACCAGAGAUCGUGGAGGAUGUUGCCUUUGUGGACCCUGAUGAACUGAGGAUCCAGAUAGAUGAAGCCUGGUUUGACAAGGAGACAAAGUUGAAGGAUUUGCAAGAGGUUUGCAAGCAGUUGGGCUUGGCAACAUCCGGUUCCAAGAUCAAGGUGUUGCGGCGACUCCAAAGCUACAAGCACCACCAGGAAGAGAAGAUGGCAUAUGAGGUCGCUCAAAGAUUGUUCAGUGAGAGCAGACGAGAGGCCAUCCCGCUGUCAACACCAAAGCUGCCAAGCCGUCAUGAGCAAGAGCUUCAUCAACUCACGCACCUGCCUUUUCAGUCCUGGUGUCAGCAGUGCGUCGCUACUCGGUCGAGAGAGGAUCCCAGGACAAAGGAGGAUCAGACUGACCGGAAGGACCGAGGAAGACCCGUGAUUAGCUUUGACUACGGGUUCACAUACACCACUGGUGCUCCUGAAGAUCGACAGUGGGGCACAGCUUUGUAUGAUGCAGUGGGCGACGAGCAGGUGGAGAAGGAGGCCAAACUGGUCGGAGAGCAAGACAACAGCAGCGCGAACACCAACCAUUGUGCCGGUUCCCGCAACACCAGCAACAGCAGCUGCACCCAAGACACCAGCGAGGCCAUGAGAGGAGAGCCAGCAAGGAAUUUCCCACCAGGACCUCACGAGGUGGAGACAAGUCCAAAGAGGCAGAGAAUGGAAGAAGUUGUUGGAAACCUUGCACCAGUGACACCCCCACUUGGAACGAAGCGAGAGUAUGCUCUGCCUUGGGACGAUGAAGAUGAUGAGAAGCGGAGGAUGAGCCCAAAGAGGAGAAUCCAGAGUGUCCAAGAGGAAUUUCCUGGCGGAGAUGAGAUGGUGGCCGAGGAGGUGUUGCAACAGCAGCUCAAUAAUGCCAGUGAUGAUGAGGACGUCGAGGUGAGCAAAGGAAAGCCUCCGGAAGUCAAUGAGGAGGAGCUGAUGAAGCUAGAUGCGGAGGCAUGCAAGCAUGAAGAAGAGCGCCUUGAGAAGAUGGGUGUUCUUGAGAAGCUGAAGGAAGGAGAAGUUGCUGACGAGGAUUCGUAUGUCCUGACGUCGAAGAUGGUCAUCACUUGGAAGCACCGAGACGAGCAAGGUGGCUGGUUUAGAAGAGCACGCCUGGUUGGGAGACAGUUUAAAUGGUCAGUUUUCACAGAGGACGCCUUCGCUCCUACAUCAGCUUCAGUGGUGGUAAGAAUGCUCCUUCGAUUGCAGAUGAGGACUGGUUUGGCCCUCUACACGUUGGACGUGAGGGAUGCAUUCCUGCUCAUGGACCAGCCUGAGGAUGAGAAGGCGAUGAUCGUGACCGAGAACGGUACCUACAGGCUGAAGAGAAACCUCCCUGGUCAGAGAAAUGCUGCGGCCCAAUGGUUCAAAGGAUUCUGCAAGGUAGCAAAGGAGUUCGGACUGGUCCAGGAUGUGAUGCAGCCCACGAUGAUGAAGAAGCCUGAUGGUCCAAAUGAGAUGAACGAGAACGGCAAGCUCUAUCUGACCAUCCACGUGGAUGACUUGCUGUUGAUUGGGCACGAAGCUGAAGUGGAAAAUUUCAUCAAGUACAUGGACACUAAAGGCUGGAAAACGGAGAAACGUGGGCCAUUGUACUCAGGGAGCUUCAACUACCUGAAGAGAGAGAUGGAGCUGAUCGACAAAGGCAUCACAAUCCGACCGGACAAGCAGCACAUCAAGGAGCUUGCGCGAUUGACAAAGGUCGAACAAAGGAAAUGCAGGUCUACGCCCGGAGAUGGCAACUUCACCAAGCUGAGCAAGGAUGACGACCCUUUGGACUACAGCGAGAUUACCAUCUACCGGAGUGCAGUUGGCAAGUUGCUUUACAUUGCCCCUGAUCGACCUGAUGUGCAGUACAUUGCCCAAGGCCUGGCAGCAUUCAUGCAAAAGCCCACGAAGAAGAGCUGGCAGGCCAUGAGACAUGUCAGCUCGUACCUGCUUGGUACGGUGGACGAAGGCCUUUUGUUUGAGCAUGGACCCAAAGGCCGAAGCAUGCUGAACACCGAGGAGAACGUCUACGAGUGGGACAUCAACGAUGAGGUGAAGAGCAUGCUGGAAGUGGUGUGCGAUGCUGACUAUGCAGGGCAGAGAGACAGCAGGAAGAGUGUGAGUUCAGUCCAGAUCUAUUUGGAUGGAUGCCUCCUGGAGAGCUACGUGAGGACUCAACGAUCCAUUGCCUUGUCGUCAGGAGAGAGUGAGUAUGUGGCAAUGGUCGGAGGCUGCAGUGAGGGACUGUUCAUCAAGCAUUGCUGGAAGUUCCUGACCAACGAAGAUCUGGAGAUGGUAUGCCGAAGUGACUCAUCGGCAGCUCGCUCUUUGGCUGGCCGAGUUGGUGUUGGAAGGACGCGACACAUCGCAGCAGGACUCCUAUGGUUGCAACAGAAGGUAGGGUCCAAAGAGCUGAGAGUUACUGGAAUUCCCACGGCAGUCAACACCAGCGACAUCGGCACGAAGGUCUUGAGCAAAGCAAGGAUGAGUGGAUUGAAAUACCUCAUCAAGAUGAUCAAUGGAGACGAUGAGAAGAUUGGCUAUGCCGAGUACCAGGAGAUAAAGAUGAAAGAGGACCUGAAGAAGAACACCGGCAAGCUAGCGAAGACCCUCGGAGCAAAUGCAAGAGUUGCAGUGGUGAUCGCAUUGUCUCUACUGCAAGGGGGUCAAGGGGCAGACACUCAGGAGCAUGAGACAGAAGAGAAUGAAGGCACGGACACAUGGUGGGUUCGGCUGCUGAUCACUAUGAUCUGUUUGGCAAGUGUUGGGGCCUUGAGCUUGGCACGGCUGACUUUGCAGGCAGUGCAGACAUGGUGCAGCAGGAAACGAGGCCAUCGACAACCCGUGCAACGACGUGAAGAAGAGGAGGAUGCGGAUGACCCGCAUGUGAGAAGAGGAUUGCAGGAAAGCACCGACCAGCAUGAAGAGCCACACUACGAGAAUGACCUUGAGAAGGUGAACAUGCAGUGGCAAAUAGUUCGCCUUGAGGUAGUGGUGGCUGAGCAAGAAGAAAGAUUGAAGGAGGCUCGAGAGGAGCGUGACCGACAAGCACGAGAAGUGGUGAGAAUGUAUGACAUGUGCUCUGAGCUGCGAUUUGAGCUCGAGGCGGCGAAGGAAGAGAAAGAGAAGGCCCAAAAGAGAGCCAUUCAAGUGGCUGGGACUGAUGAUGAACGAGCACGAGAAAUGGAAAGCAUGGCAGAAGAAGUGGCCCGAGCAUGGGAAGUUGUCGAAGUGUGGAAGAAGCGGGUCACGGAAUGCCAGAGACAAGAACAAGAUGAACUGAGAGAUCGCCUUGAGGAAGUAAAGUUCACCCUAGAUCGCAAGCUUUGGCACAUCGGUAAGACUAGUUCGUGUUAUCACGAACAUGGGUGCGGACAUCUUGUGAAUAGCACGAGUGUCCGAACACUAAAACCAUGUGCACAUUGCAUUCCUGAUGCCAUGGGGACCGUGUUGAAUUUGGAAAGGAUUCCAUGA